Ogataea angusta is the source of this 285-nucleotide messenger RNA. RefSeq lists its product as uncharacterized. The transcript has a single exon. The coding region runs from base 1 to 285 and encodes 94 amino acids. The record is from RefSeq and is a predicted model, not a curated record. Lineage: Eukaryota; Fungi; Ascomycota; Pichiomycetes; Pichiales; Pichiaceae.
AUGCCAGUCAAACCGUUCAAGAAAAGCCCAGACGUCUCGUUCGACGACAUCGACUACCGCGACCCAUUGGAGCUGAAAAAGGCCCAGGAGUCGCUCAUGAGAGAGCAGUUUAUCAAGGUGGAGGUGCUGAAGAUCGUGAGAAAGGCUCUUGAGAACUGCUUCAGAGUCAACGGCCCGAACGCACACGAGGAGUGCCGCAACCUCGCCAACAGAUACCUGGACCUGCUGCCAGAGAGUCGCGCACAGGGAUAUCUGGGCUACCAGCGCAACGACCCGUCGAAAUAG